Naegleria fowleri is the source of this 2769-nucleotide messenger RNA. RefSeq lists its product as uncharacterized. Bases 1 to 2769 code for a protein of 922 amino acids. The record is from RefSeq and is a predicted model, not a curated record. The transcript has a single exon. Lineage: Eukaryota; Heterolobosea; Eutetramitea; Acrasida; Naegleriidae.
AUGUCAACGUUGAGUAACCUUGAUUCUCCAUUUAGGGUUAACAGCUCAACCGCUGGAGAGGUGUCCGUGUUCUUCAUUCCAAACCUUGGUCGAGAGUAUACUCCUCAAGACAUCUCUAUUAAUACUCUUAACAGUUAUGCUACUCGUAUUUCACCAUUCUCUUUGUUUCUCUUUUACAAGAGCUCCACACCCUAUAUCAUAAAGGAAAACACAGCACUUCGUCAAACUGCCCAAACCCCCUCCCAAUUUUUGGCCUCUUCGAUUUUUGUGGAAUCAGAAAGCACACUGAUCGUUGUAGGCAAUCAAGCAGUCAUAGAACGGGCGACUUUUGCAAUUAAAGUGCCACAAAUGUACUUAAACCCACCAACCAUAGCAAGUGACACGGCAACCAUUUCUCAAGUGUUCAAGCAAUCUCCUUCCGGAAUAUAUCCUGUCGCUGUUGCUUUCAAUCUACCUCAAACGACCACUACAACAAUGACAAUCUCUUUUUUAGUGCAAAAACUUGCUGCAGUUCAACAAAAGAAUGGAGUGAUAAGUAAGGCACCACCUGUCAUAUCAAUAGUGGGAAUUCAAGAUGUUUCUACGAGAACACUAACUAUUCCAUCGUUUAACACAACAUACACUUGUUUACCAAACUCAAAUACCGAUUCUCUUUACAUUACGAGUUAUUUACCUCUCUCUGGAAUGAACGGUAAAUGGAGAUUUCAGCUUGUUCUUGAUCCUUCUUACACCUCAACAGAAACAGUGGUUUCAAUCAAUGCCCAAACAAGGUCAGAGUUCUAUGUUCCUUCCUCGAACCAAAUAGGAGACAUUCAAAUGGGCUACACAACGGCACUUGUCUCAGAUUUUGAGUUCAAGAUGUCAUUACCGGGUUAUCAAGAUAAGAUGAUUUACACCUUUACCUUCAAUAGCAAUGAUCUCUAUUUCAAAAACCGAUUCUACGAAAUUUAUUUCGCAAUAGGUUUUAAGCCAACGUUGCAAUAUUAUCAUUUAAAAACACCAAGAUUGAAGAUUGGAGGAGUUAAUCAAGCAUUUAGCUUCAAUUUGAAGUAUGUCAGCCAACAAUUUAUUAUUUCCAACCUUGACUCGUCGACCGUUUACACAACUAACAGCUAUACGAGUCUAGUUGACAAAAGCAUGUAUAUUCUAAUACAUCCAAUAAUUUCUUCCAGUACAGACGCAAAUAUUGAUUGCACCUUACAAAGUAACACUGCUUUUGCUUUGUUCAAGGUAGAGGCAAGUAAAAAGGAGGAAGAAAGGACGCUGAUUUUAUUUCCCGACUCGACUCUCAGAAUUACCCCUAAAGCAACGAUUCGUGUCAUCACAGAUUCAGUUAACAAAGCCAGCAACUAUGGGAAAACAUGCUUAAUUGAGUUUGUCACAAACGACCUUAAUGCAUUCUCAGAAUCUCAAGUACCAGUACUGUCAGAACGAAAUAUUUUUUCUCAGGAUGUGACAAAAUAUCCAAUGAAGAGAUUAGAAUUAGUGAGCUUGGGACAAUCAACCAAAACCCUCCUCAAGUUUUAUUACGAAAUUCACAUCUCAAAAUCGACACCUUCCUUCUCAUACACAAUACAGAUUCCUGACGGCUCCUUUUCAGAGCUCACAAUUCAAGGUUCUGUGGAAGUUUAUACGUCGCUACCUAAACUUUUACUGGAUGACUUUUAUCUUGGAACUUAUAUAAGUACUGGAUGUAUAGUUGCAUCCAUUCUCUUUUAUAUCCUUGUGGCUUUACUUGUAUUCGGUGUUCAAACAUGCAGAGGUAUUUUAAUUGAUUUGAGCGACAAUCAUAGAUGGGCUGGAUGUAUUCCUGCCAAAAUCGUCGCAUUGCCUAUUUUGUUCACGUUGUGUUGCUGUUCUCCUUUCUUUGUUUGUUGUUCAAAUAGAACAAACAAGAGAAAGUCUGCACUUUGUUGUGCUUCAUUGUGUUGGUUUUUACUUGGAUUUGUGACAUUGUGUGGUUUUGGAAUUGUGUUUGGCAUGUUAAUCAGUGAUGUCAACGAAUUAAGUUUGGUGUCAACUGGAGCAAAGACUUCUCCCCAUUUCGCCAUUACCUCAACAGUGAUGUCAUGUUGUGAAACUCAAGGUACACCUUAUAGUUUCCCUUGGGAGAGCUCAAGUCCGCCUUUUCGAAGGGUAGGAGAUAUCUUGCAAUGCAUCAACUCAGAUUCUUUGGCUGGUGUGUAUCGAUACACUGAAAAUGAUAUGAGUCCAACUACUCCUGUUUCUUAUUAUUCCAUUACGGGAGGUCAAACUGCAGUAGCUUUUUCGAGAAUGUAUUGCAAGGGAUCAAAAGUUUCUUACCUUCCCAAAUACUUGGACAUGUCACGAGUGUUUGGUAUUGUCACACCUUUUGGAUUUAUUUUCUUGUUAAUGGCCUUCAUUCACUGGUGCUACCUGUUGUUGGGAUCGUGCAUGACACCAACAUCCAAAGAGAGCACUCUGGCCAAGCAUAACACAACAAUGAAUGCUCACACAAAAGACGUAAUCAUCAACCCUUUCCUAGUUCAAGACAUGAUUGCACAAUCAGUAUUCGAUGGAACCAUUAAGGAUAUUGAGCUGCCUGACACGAAAAUAACAGCCUCGAAAGGAGCUCCACCUCCACCAUUCGUCGAUGUACCACCUCCACCAUAUUCUCAUGCUUUGCAAAACGAUGUUUAUGCCUUUGAUAGAGCGAUUAGUGUUUACAAUUUAGACGAUGUUCAACAACAACCAGUUCAAUUGACAACUUUCAUUUCUCAAAAUGUGUCUGGUAAUAUGACUUGCUAA